GGGAAGGAGGAUGCAGCGGGCCGCGCUCUUCCGCGGCGGCGAUGCGCAGAUGGCCGCCGGGGACCUGGGCGAGCUGCUCGUCCCCUACAUGCCCACGAUCCGGGUGCCCAAGUCAGGGGACCGGGUCUACAAGACGGAGUGUGCCUUCUCCUACGACUCGCCCGAUUCAGAAGGAGGUCUCUAUGUGUGCAUGAACACGUUUCUGGGAUUUGGAAGGGAGCACAUCGAGAGGCAUUACCGGAAAACAGGACAGUGUGUCUAUCUGCACCUGAAACGACAUGUGAAAGAGAAGGUACCAGGAGCAUCUGGUGGAGCUUUACCAAAAAGGAGGAAUGCUAAGCUAUUUUUAGAUCUGGAGAUAAGCAGUGAUCUCAACAGUGAUGACUUUGAAUACGAGGAUGAAGCAAAACUUGUUAUCUUUCCUGAUCAUUAUGAGAUCUCAUUACCCAACAUAGAAGAGCUACCAGCACUGGUGACGAUAGCUUGCGAUGCACUCCUCAGUGCAAAAUCACCCUACAGGAAGCAGGAAUCUGACUCCUGGGAAGAAGAGCUGCAGGCAUCUAAACAUGCUAAAACACUUGUACAGUUAGACAAUGGUGUUAGAAUUCCCCCCAGUGGGUGGAAGUGCUCCAAGUGUGACCUGAGGGAGAACCUGUGGCUGAACCUGACCGAUGGCUCCGUGCUCUGUGGGAAGUGGUUCUUCGAUGGCAGCGGGGGCAAUGGACAUGCCAUGGAGCACUACAGGGAGACAGGUUAUCCCCUGGCAGUGAAACUGGGAACCAUCACUCCUGAUGGAGCAGAUGUCUAUUCCUUUGAUGAAGAGGAGCCGGUUUUAGAUCCACAUAUAGCAAAACAUUUGGCACACUUUGGAAUUGAUAUGCUGCAGAUGCAAGUGACAGAGAAUGGGCUAAGAGAUAAUGACAUAAAGCCAAGAGUCUCAGAAUGGGAAGUGAUUCAGGAAGCUGGUGUGAAGCUCAAGCCUAUGUAUGGCCCAGGAUACACUGGCAUGAAGAACCUGGGAAAUAGCUGCUACCUCAAUGCUGUCAUGCAAGCCAUUUUCAGCAUCCCAGAGUUCCAGCGAGCGUAUGUGGGAAACCUUCCACGAAUAUUUGACUACUCCCCUCUUGAUCCAACACAAGAUUUCAACACUCAGAUGGCUAAACUGGGACAUGGGCUCCUUUCAGGCCAAUAUUCUAAGCCCCCCAUGAAAUCUGAGCUCAUUGAGCAGGUGAUGAAAGAAGAACACAAGCCUCAACACAAUGGAAUAUCUCCUCGAAUGUUCAAGGCUUUUAUAAGUAAAGGCCACCCAGAAUUUUCAUCUAAUAGACAACAAGAUGCACAGGAAUUUUUCCUACAUCUUAUAAAUCUAGUAGAGAGGAACCCUGUGGGUUCGGAAAACCCCAGCGAUGUUUUCCGGUUCCUGGUGGAGGAGCGCACACAGUGCUGCCAGUCCAGGAAGGUGCGCUACACGGAGAGGGUGGACUACAUCAUGCAGCUGCCUGUGGCCAUGGAGGCAGCAACAAACAAAGAUGAAUUAAUUGCCUAUGAAUUGAAGAGGAGAGAAGCAGAAGCUGCAAGGAGACCUCUGCCAGAGCUGGUCCGUGCCAAGAUCCCAUUUAGAGCAUGUCUGCAGGCCUUUUCUGAACCAAGCAAUGUAGAGGAUUUCUGGAGCAGUGCCCUUCAAGCAAAAUCUGCAGGAGUUAAGACUUCCCGUUUUGCUUCUUUUCCUGAGUACUUAGUGGUGCAGAUAAAGAAAUUCACCUUUGGCCUUGACUGGAUACCCAAAAAGCUUGAUGUUUCUAUAGACAUGCCAGAUUUCCUGGAUAUCAGUCACCUUCGGGCCAGGGGCCUCCAGCCAGGAGAAGAGGAACUCCCAGACAUUGCUCCUCCCAUUGUCAUUCCUGAUGACCCAAAAGAUCACAUGGCGAACCAUUUCGUGGAGUCCCUAGAUAUUGAUGAGUCUUCAGUUAUGCAGCUGGCAGAGAUGGGCUUUCCUUUGGAAGCAUGUCGGAAAGCUGUGUACUAUACUGGCAACCUGGGUGCUGAAGUGGCUUUCAACUGGAUCAUUGCACACAUGGAAGAACCAGACUUCGCUGAGCCAUUGGUCACACCUGCAUUUGGAGAAGUUGCUUCCAGUGGGGCAGCUGCUUUAGGAGCUGUAGGGCUAGAUAACCAGCCCCCUGAAGAGAUGGUUGCAAUAAUCAUUUCCAUGGGAUUCCAAAGGAAUCUGGCGAUUCAGGCGCUGAAGGCAACAAACAAUAACUUGGAGCGUGCACUGGAGUGGAUCUUCAGCCACCCUGACCCUGAGGAAGAAAGUGACCCUUCUUUGGACACGAUGGAUAUGGAGAACAAUGCUAAUGCCAAUAUCCUUGCAGACACAGGCUCUGAGGGACCCAGGAUCAAAGAUGGCCCUGGAAGGUAUGAGCUCUUUGGGUUCAUCAGCCACAUGGGAACAUCCACGAUGAGUGGCCACUACGUUUGUCACCUCAGAAAGGAAGGAAGAUGGGUGAUCUACAACGACCUUAGAGUCUGUGCCUCAGAACGACCUCCCAAAGACCUGGGCUACAUUUAUUUUUACCACAGGAUACCAAGUUAGGCCUCAAAUCUAUCACCUGGCCUUAAGAAGCCAUAAGCCUUUUUAACCUGCCCAAAAAAAGCAUACAGUAAAAACGUAAAACCAACAAAAGACCCCUUAACCCUUGGACUGCCAAAAAGCAAAGGAAAACAUGGGAUGUUUAUAGUGUACUUACAAACAAUCAUUUGAUGCCGCCUUAAGUGUUAGACGGAAGAUUUCUAUUAGGUGCUGUAUAGAACAUUGUUUUAAAUUUAUACACCUUACAGGCCAUGUGGAUUUCUGGUGGAAUUUGCAGCUAGUGUGUGGAGAAUAUGGAAGCUUCAGUGUUGAGCAAAAGCAGUUCAGCCCAGCUCCUGCCUGUCCUGUCCGUGCAUCCUUUGAAGACCACAAACAAAUAUUUGUGUCUUUGGUGACUGGGAGCCUGUGUUUUCAUCCAGAGUCCAGAUCAUGUAGAGAAAUCAUUUGAAGGGAGGGGUUUUGUGGCUGUUCUUCAAUGCAGAAUGUCUUAUUUCAGAGGUUAUUUUCAGUGCAGUGAAAAGUCAGCUGAAGUUGUAUCUGUUGGAAUUCAGUGGAACAGUAUUUGAUUCGACUUUUCCAGGCAUAAGCCUAAGAGACUAAUGGAGACAGGAGCAAUCUCCUGUCUGCGCCCUCUACAUUUUUUGCCAAAGAGAAAUUUUAUUUUUGCAGACAUAGGUUUCUUCAUCUUCACUUGAAUGUUAAUUUUCUAAGUUCCACCAACAGCUUCAGGAUUACAGAUGGCUAAAAGCAGGAGAGUUUCUGACUAUGAAAUUAAAUGCACACCCUGAGGAAAGGCAAGGCUGUUAUUUAAAUUCUGUUUUCUUACAGAGGAGGUGAAGAAGGGUCUAAUGUCCCAUUACAUUUAUGUCAGGGAAAUUUGUAUCUAGACCACUCAUAUUCCAUCUGAAAUCAACCCACUGACAAAGUACUCACAGUGCAAUCCUGCUUUCUGCUAAAGAUUGCUUAAAUAUUGACUUCUAUAUCUAAGUGGGAGAAAUUGCUUAGUAAGUUUGCUGAUGUAUUGAUUUACCCCUCUCUUCCUCCUUGAAAAAAUCCAAAACAACAACAACCAACAAGAACAAAAACUAACCAAAAAAAAACCAAACCCUUGAAUUGAUAUUUUUGCUUUCUUUAAACUUGCCAAUGCAUCAAUAAUCUUUCUCUUCAAGAGACACCUUCUAAAAGGGGUUUGAUAUCUCUGGCAGGGAUGAUGGGGUGGGUAGGCAGGGGCUGGCCUUUCCUGUCUUUUUUUUUUUUUUUUUUUCUUUUGGUGUGUGUUAUUUAAGUGUUUUUCACAGGUGGAAGUAUGUAUGUGGAUUUAAAAAUUAUAUUUGAAAACACUCAUUCUAGAAAAAUUACAAUGGUGAAUGCAAAACCUUUCAUGAUUCCAAAAAAAUGAAGGAACCCAAAGGUUGGACACUGCUUAGAGGCUGUUGCUGGAGUUGCCUUGUACGAUGUUACCAAGCCCUCACAAUAAAUUACAGCAGUCAAAAAAAACGUUUUUUUUUUGCAGAGUGCAAGAGAGGCAGAGAGGUGUUAUUAAAUUUUCUCUGCAGGUAAUGCCUGCAAGUUUUAAUAGCAAAAUUCAGGCAGCUACACAUUAGAGAAGAGAACCCAAAUUGAACAUCUGGUUACGAGAAGGGCAUUUUAGUUUUUGCAGUGUCUGGGGAAAAAUAAUUCUCCCUCUGGUCAUAAAGCCUCACAGAGAACCAAAAAACCACUGUUGGUAUUUUAAUCAGGUUUUUAUCUUAAAAAAUUGUGAGAGAAAUUCCAGUGCAAUAAUUCUGUAGAGUGUAAAGGUGUCUAAUUGCUGGGAAAGCUCCCUGCACUUAGAGCUCUUACACACACAUUAGUGCAGUGUCCUGGCACAUUAAUGAGUGGCCCCUGUGAGAUUCAGCUGCCUUGUGCUUAUUGAGCCACCAGUUCUGGGUGACAUAAAAGCUGCCAGUAAUUUCCUUCCUUCUUCCAGAUUUUGGGUAUUUGAGGACUUUACCAGGAAGUGACAGGUUUGAAAAUGGGAUCAGCAAAUUAUGCAGUGAUACAUCUUGUAUUUAAAGUGAAAGAGCAAAACUUCUGUAUAUCUCUGUGUUUUUUCAUUCUGGCAGUAGAAAAAGGACAAAAGGCCUUUUCCCCCCCACUUUCUUUAACUUUUCAUUCUUUUUUUUUUAAUUCCCAUGUAUAUUCCAAGGAAGUUCAACACAACAGCUUCUCUCUUGCCUCAUGAUCUUAAAGGGCUAUUUAGAAACUACCAAGAUCUGGUGGCUGCUGCCUUUUAUUUAGAAAUGUUGUGUAAAUAAAAAGGGAGGGCCCUUGGCUGGCUGUGGAAAGUGAAUCGGAGCGGCUCAGAUCAUGGAGUUACUUUCAGUUCAUCACUUUGAUGUUUUACCUGCCCAAACCACAGUUAGUCAGGGGUGCAGGGAGCAGAUUAGGUGAAAGGAUCCAGGUUUUCUAAAAUGUAGCAGUUAAAAAUAUGUUAGAAGUUCUUCAGUCAGGUGCUUGAGGAAUUACUUUAUUCUCUCCCAAAACAGUGGCCUCCCUCCUUUUUUCAAGUGGCUGGUUCACUCAUCUCCCUUUGUGAUGGGUUUUGUGUGAAGAGCAUCAUGAACCUGGAGGAACAGGAUGUCAACUCCUGACUCCUCAGCCUAAUGGAGGGAGAGGAGUUCUGGUGGGUUUGGGAUUUUUUUAAACUCCAGCAUUGCAGAAGCCCCACUCAAACUGUACUGAAGAGAUGGCUGAUCUGCCAGGCUGUGCCUGGAUGUGCUAAACCAGAGGCACAACCUGGGCACUCCCUGUCUGGGUUCUGGAGGAGCUCCGUGAGCUGGGAGUUUCUGGACAAAAAAGAAUGGUGGAAGAAAAAUCACUGUGAGCUGUUUGAGACAAUCUAACCCAAGAAUCAUGGCAAGCCAGGACUUGGCAGUAAAUAAUACUCUUAUUUCUCAGACUUAUUUUUACUUUUUUUGUAUGAUACAUUUAAGUUAGGAGAUAGGAAGGAAGAAAAAACUCAGUAACUUUUCCGUGAUUUCCUCUUCUCCUCUCAUUCCUAGCAGCAUGCUGGAUCCAGUAGACUCCUCAUUCUGAGUCACAAUCUCCAAUCUCCAAAAUAUGUAGACACAAACUCCUAUUUAAUCUUCCUAGCUAAAAUAUAAUUAGGAUAAAAAUUAAUUUAUUCAGAGCUGUGGUUUUAAAAUGAGUGUAGAUAUUUCUGAACUCCAGUCACUUGUAACUCUACUGGGUUCAGUGCAUUACCUCUGAGUGACUUUGGUGUAAGUGAAACCCACAUCAGCCCAGGUCUGUGAUUCAGGCAGCCUCCACCAGGUCCCAACACACAUUCAGAAUGUGGAUGCAUCCAGAGCUCAUUUGAUUUCUUUAGGAACCUCUCCAACAGAUUCCUUUUGUUCUCCAUCCUGGCAGCAGCCAUUUUUACCCUCUUUGCUGUUUUUCAUGCAUUGGAAGUCUAUGCAAAAUAUGUAACUGGACAUUUCAUUGUUCUCCCUGUCGCCCUUCCUACCUUAAUGGCUGAGAUUGGUGUCUGAUUUCUACUCACUCUUCAGUGGUUUUACUGUUGUAUCCUGGAAGUGUCUGUCCUGGUUUACUUUGCACCAUUCAGAGUUGUUUGCUUGAAGCACUGUUAACUUUCUGGAGAGUAUUUGUCUGAGAUGAGAAAGGCUGUGAAUGACAUUGUUGCAACUGUUUUAAAUUAAAAAGAAAUAUUCUCACAUCUGG
Messenger RNA from Catharus ustulatus (Swainson's thrush), 6316 nucleotides. It is a transcript of the gene USP13, whose product is annotated as ubiquitin specific peptidase 13. Gene Ontology annotation, biological process: protein deubiquitination. Gene Ontology annotation, molecular function: zinc ion binding; protein binding; cysteine-type deubiquitinase activity. The coding region runs from base 11 to 2596 and encodes 861 amino acids. NCBI's taxonomy places the organism in Eukaryota, Metazoa, Chordata, Aves, Passeriformes, Turdidae. The transcript is spliced from 21 exons. The record is from RefSeq and is a predicted model, not a curated record.